Prinia subflava (tawny-flanked prinia) is the source of this 770-nucleotide messenger RNA. It is a transcript of the gene ABITRAM, whose product is annotated as actin binding transcription modulator. The coding region runs from base 73 to 594 and encodes 173 amino acids. Gene Ontology annotation, cellular component: filopodium tip; nucleus; lamellipodium. Gene Ontology annotation, biological process: dendrite morphogenesis; regulation of actin filament polymerization; regulation of filopodium assembly. The record is from RefSeq and is a predicted model, not a curated record. Gene Ontology annotation, molecular function: actin filament binding; actin monomer binding. NCBI's taxonomy places the organism in Eukaryota, Metazoa, Chordata, Aves, Passeriformes, Cisticolidae. The transcript is spliced from 6 exons.
GGCGGGCCCGCGCUGCCGGGGCCGCCCUCCGCCGUCAUCGCGCCGCGCCGGCGGGGCCGGGCCGGGCCGGGCAUGGCUGCGGGGGCGGCGGGGCCGGGCGGCGCCGAGCGCUACUUCACACGCUGGUACAAGCCAGACGUGAAGGGGCGGCCGUGCGAGGACUUCUGCGUGCUGCAGCACUCCAACAGAAUCUGUGUCAUCACCUUGGCAGAAGCCCACCCUCUUCUUCAAAGUGGGAAAACAAUUAAAAACAUUAAUUACCAAAUCAGUGCAAACUGUAGCAGACUUCAGAAUAAGGUGUCUGGGAAGUCAAAAAGGGGAGCUCAGUUUCUAACAGAACUUGCCCCUCUGUGCAGGAUAUCUUCAUCAGAUGGAGAGGAAUACACCAUUUACAGUUGCAUACGAGGGCGGCUGAUUGAAGUGAAUGAGAACAUCCUUAGUAAUCCUGCUCUUCUGCAAGAAAAGCCAUCAACUGAGGGGUACAUCGCAGUGGUUCUACCCAAAUUUGAAGAAAGCAAGAGCAUAACUCAGGGACUUCUGACACAGAAGGAGUACGAGGAAGUUUUGUUGAAACGCCGCAGCUCUGCUUCAUGAAAUCAAUUCUACACUUCCUGUGUUUGAUACUAAAUAAGUGACUUUUAUUGCAUACACUGUGAGUUUUAUAGUAUUGAAAAGGCCCAGUGCCAGUUUUUAAAAGUGGAACUAAACUCUUUGAUUCAUAAAAGAAUAAACCAGUGCAAAUAGUUUGUAUAUUAAAAUUUCUGUAAAAA